CCCGUCGAUCCAGCAUUACAAAAUCAACGCCAAUGUUUGCCGAAGCUGAAUAACGCGAAUACGCGCUCUUGCCAAGAUGGUCUUCAUAAUGGGCGUCAAUUUCGGCGAGGGCCGUCUUGUGAAGAAAGCCCUAGAGUCCUUCUACAACCUCGGGCCUACUUCUUCCUCCCGCAUCAUGGCUAAAUUUUCGAUACACAAGCUUGCCAAAUGUGGAUCACUGAAUCCGCGGACGGUCACAUCUCUCACGGCUGAACUAUCGCAAAUGACCAUCGAUAACGACGCACGAAAGCUCAUGAACGACAACAUUCAAAGGUUACGCGAUAUCGGUUCCUACAGAGGCAGGCGACACGCCAUGGGAUACCCGGUUCGUGGUCAGAAAACUCAGACUCAAACGUCAACAGCAUCGAAACUCAACAGACUUCCACGGAGGGUCUGACAGGACGCUUGUGGCUGCCGACCGAUGAUGUACUAGUACGAGAGAAGGUGUUCCCGCAUCACACACUAUAUAUAAUUCCAUACAUACAACCUUUGAGGCAACUUGCAAUCAAAAGA
Messenger RNA from Emericellopsis atlantica, 552 nucleotides. Its product is annotated as 30S ribosomal protein S13. The transcript is spliced from 3 exons. Gene Ontology annotation, molecular function: structural constituent of ribosome; RNA binding. Gene Ontology annotation, cellular component: mitochondrion; small ribosomal subunit; ribosome. Bases 77 to 436 code for a protein of 119 amino acids. Gene Ontology annotation, biological process: translation. The record is from RefSeq and is a predicted model, not a curated record. Lineage: Eukaryota; Fungi; Ascomycota; Sordariomycetes; Hypocreales; Bionectriaceae.